ACUGACGGAUCGGCGGUAUCGCAGAGAGGACGAAAUUACUCUUGAUACGAGCAUGUUUCUCAAAGAAUCGCCGUAUUUCGAAAUUCCAGUCCAGAAUGUUACGGCGAGAGUGGGAAGAACAGCCAAACUGACUUGUGUGGUGGAAAAUCUCGGACAUUUUAAGGUCGCGUGGGGGUACAAGGUCACGGGAGCUGUACUGACAGUGGCGACUCAGGUCAUCACGAAAAACACUCGGAUUUCGGUGCAGAGGGAACAACAGUCGACUUGGGUUCUCACGAUCUCCAACGUGACCAUGAAGGACCAGGGAGAUUACUGGUGCCAAGUAAACACGUCGCCACCACGCUCCAUCUCAGGUUACCUCUCCGUCGUAGGUGAGUCUACCCUUUUUUCAUUUUCAUGUAUAUCUAAGCACAACUUCCCAGGUGGAACAAACAACUUGUCAGCAGCUGUCUGUCCAUUGCAAGACAAGCUACGUCUGCCAGGCUGUCGCAGCCGCGGCUUGUCAUUUCAAUAUUUUGGUUCCGGCUCAGUGGGCAAGGGCAGGGGGGCAGGGGCGGAGCCGCCGGUGAUGGAAAGCGGCAACGAGGAGGUGACCAUCACGUCGGGCGAGAUAGCCAACCUGACCUGCCGGGCGAGAGGGACACCAACGCCAACCAUUCGCUGGAUCAGGGAGGAUUAUGACCGCAUCAGGAUCAACGCUACGUAUUUCGCCUCAGACUACAUCGGCAACUCCCUCCUGCUCCGAUCCGUGAACCACCGAAGCGCCGGCGGGUACCUCUGCAUCGCCAGUAACGGCCAUCCCCCAUCGAUCAGCCGGAGGGUCAUCGUCCACGUCAAGUAUAAACCCUUGAUUCAGAAUCCUCCAUCUUCCCUGUGGGCGUCUCAGGGCAGUUCCAUCAGCCUGACCUGUCUCUACGCGGCUUAUCCCGCUCCUCAGGUCAUGUGGAUGCGGGAUAACUUUCUCGGGUCGCAGCUCCUCAGCGACGAGUAUUUCACCGUCACGCCGCAAGAUGGCCACCGGCCCUUUACCCACAACAUGACGCUCAGCAUGAGGAACCUGGUUCUCUCUGACUUCGGUGCCUACACCUGCAUCAUCAAGAACUCACAGGGGGAGGCUCGAGGAACCGCUAUACUACGAGAAGUCGUGACCACCACCACUACGACCCCCCCUACCACCACGACCACCUCGCCUCCCCCUUCUUACAAUGACUAUGACGACAACGCUAAAAACCUGACUGCGCCCCUGGUGGUCAACACGUCACCGGAUCUCACAAGGGGCGGCCCGGGUGUCCAGCCGGCGCCAUCCAGAGAGCAGCAUUAUGGCAACAGAAAGUCCAAAAAUAUAGCUAGGAUAAAUAUUAUUGAUGAUAAAAAAAAUGGUGGAAGCAGUCCUAGAGGUGUGCUGGGUGUUGCAUUGUUGCCUGCUAUCCUGCAUCUCUGCUACAAGAACCUUAUCCUGUAGCCUACCCGCUGAAUUAACUGAUCUUGUGAAUCAGAUGAUAUAUCAUAGAACAAAUUCAAAAUAAAGGUUUCUUAAGUCACAUAAGUUAAAAGAUUAAUGUCCCAUGUCACUAUUUCCAAAAGACUGAUUUCAUAAAUCAUACUGUUCGAAAAAGAGGGAUUUUCUAAGUCAUGCUAUUAGAAAAAAAUGAAUAUUUUCUAUGCCAAACUGUUCGAAAAUGUGAGAUUUUCUAAGUCAUACUGUUCGAAAAUGACUGAUUCUCUAAGUCAGAGGGCUCUUUAAACCCUGAUUUCAUAGGUCAAACUGCUCUCUAUAAAAAUAAUUUCAUAAGGCAGACAGAUCUCGAAAAACUGAACCAUAAGUCGCACUGAUGACUUCCAAGUGGCUUUGUGUGAAUCGUAGUUCGUUUUAUAAACUCAAUAACACCAGACCUCAUGGCUAUAAAAGGAGCAUCAGAUUCUGAGAUCCGAUUCCCCUUGCCUCGUAAAUAGCAGAGGGUUUUCGAUCACCCUGAAGUAAUAUCGGAUUCUUUACAUAGCGCCAAAGCGUUUUACCCAUUCAAACUGCGCAACAUAGUGUCUAUUCACGGCAAGUGUCGCCAGGAAUUGCAAAUGCAUUCAGUGAUUGAAUGAUACUGACAUAAUUAUGUGUUAAACGAUGUCGACAGACAGUAACAGUUCGGUGUUGCGUGUAUAAUGUCAUUUUGCGAUUUAUGGAAACCUCGACUUGAAGCUUUGCCAGAGCAACAGUUGUGAGAUUCGCUUGCGUGCCGUAAGUGGAUUUUCCUUUCGACUUUCAAAAAUGAUUCAUUCAACUUUUUUUCUCUCUAUGGGAAAGAGUCAGUAUUUCUAUUCCCUUGCAUUGUGCAUUUGGAAAUAAUCAAAGUGUUUUGAAAAAAUAUAUAUAUAUACAUACAUAAAUGGUAAAAGAAGAAAUGAAAAGUAAUGAUAAUGUUGAAGUAAAGAGGUGAUAAUGAUAGA
Molecule: messenger RNA, 2442 nt
Organism: Penaeus monodon (black tiger shrimp)
Lineage: Eukaryota; Metazoa; Arthropoda; Malacostraca; Decapoda; Penaeidae
Product: hemicentin-2-like
Exons: 10
Coding region: 53-1462 (469 amino acids)
Cellular component (GO): neuron projection
Source: RefSeq, a predicted model, not a curated record